AUGGGCAUUCACGCACAACAAGAUUUUCUUCCUCGCAUCCAUCGGUCGAUGCCGCGAGCCACCAAGUCCCCGCGCGAGCUCUCAAAACGCUCAAACUCUCGCCGUCUUUCCCAUCCUGUGGCCAUUAAACUACCCGAGGACGUUGGUGCACUGAAGCAGAAAAUUCUCAAGUCACAUCCAGCUAAGUUCAUGCGCUUCAGUUUGAGCCAUAUGCGCCACGUAGCCGUUCCACCCGUGCUUAUUCCAGACUUAUUCAACGACCAUCGUGCCAUUCGAACGCUUGUGUCCGGAAAGAACGUGCCGCUUACCAUGCGCAUGUGGAAGAACAGCAAGAGACAAGUACGACAUCUCGACAUGAUUGACGAGUACGUCACCUACCGCUAA
Molecule: messenger RNA, 384 nt
Organism: Plasmopara halstedii
Lineage: Eukaryota; Oomycota; Peronosporomycetes; Peronosporales; Peronosporaceae
Exons: 1
Coding region: 1-384 (127 amino acids)
Source: RefSeq, a predicted model, not a curated record